Molecule: messenger RNA, 984 nt
Organism: Besnoitia besnoiti
Lineage: Eukaryota; Apicomplexa; Conoidasida; Eucoccidiorida; Sarcocystidae
Product: SAG-related sequence
Exons: 1
Coding region: 1-984 (327 amino acids)
Cellular component (GO): membrane
Source: RefSeq, a predicted model, not a curated record
AUGCAUCUAGCAUUUUUUCCUGGGGAAGUGUCUCUGCGUCUUGGAGCAACUCUUCACGAUGACGGCAAUGCAAACACAACGGGGUCGGUUCAGGUCAAAGGCCGGCAGGUUGCUGAGCUUCGGCGAAAUUUGAGCGAGGCUGCGCUGCAACCUCCACAGGUUGUCUCGUGCACAGUAGCCGACCAUACUAGGGGACGCACUGCUGGGGUAAACAGCGUUGUGCUGUCCGCGAAGCAACUCUCCACGACUCUGCAGUGUGGGACGGGAGCCACAGCUGUUCCGGUGCUACUCACAGACGUGUGCUACCCACCGGAUCAGGAAAAUGUAGAGGCGUGCAAAGCAGCGGGUACGAAUCUGCGAGAGCUACUGCAGGCUACCAACAAGGUUACAUGGACUACCACAACACUGCCAGAGCCGUCGGAAAAAAGAGACUCGAGGACACUGGAGCUCACGUUGGAUGACCUGCCCUAUAGCGACACAACCUUCUUCGCAGGCUGCAGAAGCACGGAACGGGAAAAACAGACAUGCAAAGUAGAUAUUACUGUGCUGGCGAGGUCUUCCUCCGUCGACAGAAAUGUUGUGGCAUGCGCCUACGGCGCAGAGAGCAACCCUCGUGCCCUGAAAGUGCAGAUGACAGAAGAGAAUAACACCCUCACCAUUAAGUGUGGAAAAGAUGGCACUAUCCAGCCGGCGAACUACAAAGAUCGCUACUGCGAGGACGAGAAGCUCUCGCCGUGUUCCAGGAGCUACAAGGAUAUUUUGCCCAGGUUCGACAGCCCGUGGUGGACAAAGGAGGGAGAGACAGCUGCACCUGUCUUGAAGCUGACGGUCCCGAGAGAGGAUUUUCCGGUGGAGGACCAGACGUUUUAUGUUGGCUGCACUACCAAUGCGAAGAACGUUGCCGAGAAGGCCUCUGGUGACUCUGGCGCUGGCGACGAGGAAGGCAAAAACCCCGGCAACGUCCCACGUCUUGCAAGGUGGUAG